This is a messenger RNA of Knipowitschia caucasica, 2463 nucleotides long. Lineage: Eukaryota; Metazoa; Chordata; Actinopteri; Gobiiformes; Gobiidae. The record is from the annotation of a GenBank genome assembly.
AUGAGUGUCCUGUGCAUGCUGCGACCCUCUCUGCUCAUUGCUCUGGUUCUGGGCUCGGUCUCACCGGACGCUUCUCUGAACUCGACUUCAAACACAGCAGAGCUGACAUUCGGCUGCCAGGACCCGGUGAGCGGCGUGCAUCUCACCUGUGCACAGUGUCCCCCAGGGAGGUUCCUGCGGGAGCGCUGCACGGCAGAGAGGGACAGCGUGUGUGAGGAGUGCCCGCCCGGAUCUUUCACCGCGCUCUGGAACCACAUCAACCGCUGCCUCAGCUGCGGCGUCUGUGGACGGAACAUGGUGGAGACGACGCGCUGCAGCCGCCAACGCGACUGCGCCUGCGAGUGCAAACAUGGCUACUACUACCGCCAGCGCGCCGGGAUGUGCGUGCGCUGGAGCCAGUGCGGGACAGGCCAUGGGGUCAGCCAGCCAGGCUCUCCACAUGUGGACUCGGUCUGUGCCCCGUGUCCGGACGGGACAUUCUCAAACACGGUCUCCUCAGAGUCCAGCUGUGUCUCUCACACAAACUGCUCUAGCAUCAACAUGGAAGCUGUCGUCAAGGGCAACAGUUGGCAUGACAAUGUCUGCUCCACCUGCAUUGAGGCCCAAAGCCAAGACCCUUUGCAGUUGGGGCGCCCCCUGCUGGCCUCCUUCUUUGCUCACCACGAACUGUCGCUGCGCAGACUGAGGCAUGUGGUGAGCAUGCUGCCUCCUUCUGGUGGAACAGGGACACACCGCCGCGCCCUCUCCAGUCUGAACCAGGGCCAGCUCCAGACCCGACUGGAACAAUGGAUCUCAGAGACCAGCCUGGAGCAUCUCAGGACUCUACCGCCGAUCCUGUCCGAGACCGGAGCCAUGCACACCGCAGAGAAACUACGCAACAAACUGACCCGCAUUCAGACUGGACUAAACCAGUGUCUCCCGGGGAAGUUCCUGCGGGAGCGCUGCACGGCAGAGAGGGACAGCAUGUGUGAGGAGUGCUUGACCGGAUUUUUCACCGCGCUCUGGAACCACAUCAACCGCUGCCUCAGCUGCGGCGUCUGUGGCCGCAACAUGGUGGAGACGACGUCAGCGAGUGCAGACACGGCAACUACUACCACCAGCGUGCAGGGAUGUGCCUGCAGUGGAGCCAUGGACAGGCCAUGGGGUCAGCCAGCCAGCAUCAACAUGGAAGCUGUCGUCAAAGGCAACAGUUGGCAAGACAAUGUCUGCUCCACCUGCAUUGAGGCCCAAAGCCAAGACCUGGUCAAAACCCUGCUCUCCUCCUCAGACGCUUUCCAGUUUGGGCGCCCCCUGCUGGCCUCCUUCUUUGCUCACCAGGAACUGUCGCUGUGCAGACUGAGGCAUGUGGUGAGCAUGCUGCCUCCUGCUGGUGGAACAGGGACACACCGCCGCGCCCUCUCCAGUCUGAACCAGGGCCAGCUCCAGACCCGACUGGAACGAUGGGCGGAGCUAGACCGCAAGCAGGAGACGGUGCCUGACUCUCGAGGGACGCAGCGUCAGGGUGGAUCCCUGCCGUGUGUACUGCCCCAGGAACCCAAUUGGAAGGAGCAAUUGAAGCGUGAGAUCAUGGAGGACGUCAAAAUGCAAAUGAAGGGAAUAACACAGGAAAUAGUGGCAGAGCUCAAGCCGCUGCUGCAGACUGCUUCUCCACAACCCAGCCCACCUAAUCCAACCAGGACUAGGCAGUCCACACCCAGACCGUACAACGACCGAGAUGCACAAGAGGUUGAGGGGGUCAAAGUCCCUGAGCGAGGGGUGGUGAUUGUAGAGGAUGUGAAGUGCACGCACCCAUUCAUUGUAGGCAUGAAUGUUAUCAUGGCCUGUUGGGACACACUAUUUAAAUGCCCUGCCACGUCUUCUCGACUGCCCCAGUUUAAAACCCAGAAAGUGUGGAGAGAUGCAUUUGCCACUUGCCGCCAUAUUGAAGUUUCCCCUGCAGAAGACGGGCUGGUUGGUUUUGUUAGAUUGGCUGCAAAAGGCAAAGUUGUUGUCCCUCCCGAGAGUGAGAUGGUGGUGUGGGGCCGCACAAAGAGGAAUCCAGUCGGAAUAGGACAUUGUGCCCUUGUGGAGCCGCUGCUUGACGUGGGCGACAGUGAUGUUGGGGUUGCAAGAGCUCUGGUUGAAGUUAAACAAGGUAGAGUGCCAGUGCGUGUUCGUAAUCCACACCCCUAUAACAUUACCCUAGGGCGGUUCAGUAAACUAGGCCGACUGUAUCACAUUGAGGAAGCGGAUGUGCAGGGCCCCCAUAGUUUGUCCCUCUCCCUGGAGGACGACGGGGUUGUAGUAGUCACCAGAGUAGAGGUUGGUGCAGUUUCCCCUAGCCGCCCAGGACAAUCUGAAGGGACUAGCAUGUUGAGAAACAGACCUGACCUUUCUGACCAACAGCAGAGGGAGCUAAAGGCCCUGCUGCAGAAGUGGGAGCAAGUUUUUUCACAGCAUGAGGAGGAUUUUGGGUCGGACUAA